CUUCUUAAACAUUUUUAAAACCUUAUUUACUUUACAUACAACAAUAGUUUAGUUAUAUAUUAUAAACUUAUAGAAAGAGACCAUCUAAAAACAUUAAAUUGUAUGACUGGCACGCGUAACCUUAAAUUGGAGUGAAUAAAUGAAGACUCGGCACAGCACUUCUGAAAGGUUGCCGACCCCUGAUCUAUGGAGUGUGUGGAAAGUUAUUUUGAAGGGUGUAAAACUCUCUCUUUAGCCAGUAGCCUGGAGCAAUUGUGCAGCUCCACAACACUGUGUAAUCAUGGAUUUAGUACCAGUACAUCCAUCUAGGUGCAAAUUAUUCUAUUGAAAAUCAAUUACAAUGGGAGAUGCCACAAAACCUUGCUUUGCCAAAAGAAAAAAGGAGAGGGGAGUUUUAGAUGAAGAGAAAUUGAAGAGGAACCCUUUACAACAAGACUACCAUCCCAUGGAGGAUUAUGGAUAUGGCAAAAAAAAAAAAUAGAUAUGGGCUUUCAGAAGAAAAAGGGAUCACAAGGUCACUUGGAACCAGUCCCAGAAAAGGACCACAUAGUAUUCUGAAUAGCUCAAAUUCUUUUAAAAACAUGGGUCAGAACCAAGGAGUAAGAAUAAAUGAUACCCGAAAAGACCAGAUUAAGAAAUGGAUAUCCGAUGACCAUCGUGGCAAUUCAGACAGCUGGAGAGAAUACAAAUCUACAGUUUGGAUUCCUGUGCUUAACAGGACAAGAAAAGACUCUCUUCGUGAGGUUGAAGGUGCAGGAAGCAGAAAUGUAAAAAGACAGUUUCCGAAAGACUUAAAUGAAAAAAUGUCAGACACACAGAAAGGAAACUGGAUACAACUUGAUAUAAAUCUCUCCAAUCUCUAGGCAGUGUUGAAGAAGUUGCACAAGUAAUUGACAUUACUUGCUCCAAGACCACAUGUGUCCUCGAAACUACCCAACAGCCAAGUAUACCUGCAAAUUAUGUGAUGCUUUGAUUGAAUCAGUGACAUUUACUCAUAAACACAUUAAAGAGAAGAAUUACAAGAAAAACAUAAAGGAAGAGCAAGAAGAAGAACUGCUGACUACCCUGCCUCCACCAACACCUUCCCAGAUACAAGCUAUUGGUGUUGCCAUUGAAAACGUAGUGCAAGAGUUUGGCUUAAGUAAUGAGGAUUUGGAACAAAGACUCAAAAUUAAAACAGCGAUGGAAGAUUUAUUGCACCAAAAAUUGCCAGAUUGCUCGCUAAGGCUGUACGGCUCCUCCUGUAGCAGAUUUGGUUUCAAAACUUCUGACGUAAACAUUGAUGUCCAGUUUCCAGCCAAUAUGGCUCAACCAGAUGUUCUCUUACUUGUACAAGAAAGUCUGAAGAAUAGUGGUGUGUAGAUGCCCAGGGAUUUUAAUGUUGCCCUAGAGUCCUUCAGAGAAUGAAGGGACUCUUCAGUUUUGGCCACAAAUAGUUUUGGGCCUUCAAAGGGCAGGUCCUCGACUGUUGACUGCACCUCUCUCGGGAACCCCAAGAGAUGGAGCCUUGAUGCACGGUGCACGAUCGCUGAUGUUGCAAUGGAGCGUGCUGCUGUUUCCGCAGAGUCAAGUGAGCCCUGCAACGCUGUCCUAGCAAUGAGAUGGCCUUCGGCAAUGUUGGCUUUAAAUUGUUCUUUUUUGUCU
Messenger RNA from Emys orbicularis (European pond turtle), 1644 nucleotides. Its product is annotated as terminal uridylyltransferase 7-like. The record is from RefSeq and is a predicted model, not a curated record. Gene Ontology annotation, molecular function: nucleotidyltransferase activity. Bases 916 to 1362 code for a protein of 148 amino acids. The transcript is spliced from 8 exons. NCBI's taxonomy places the organism in Eukaryota, Metazoa, Chordata, Testudines, Emydidae.